AUGGAUUUUGAGGGGCGUAAGAGCCAGAGAAGCGAGCAGGAGAAAACUACGAUCAUCCAUUUCCGGAAGAGCCAAGGCAGCAGGGGCAGAGGUAAAAUAUCCCGCAUCGACGCUAAACUAUCAUAUGAAGUGCUGAGCCCUUAUGAGGAGAAGGAUAAACGGCAAAACACGCCCCGUGAAGAGCUAUGGGGGAGUGCCCGGACAUCUCCCUCCCCACCCCUUAUGGUUGACUUCAGCAGGGAAUCCCUUGCCGCCUCAAUCUGCCCCGAAAACCCUGUGUGA
Paracoccidioides brasiliensis Pb18 is the source of this 282-nucleotide messenger RNA. RefSeq lists its product as uncharacterized. The record is from RefSeq and is a predicted model, not a curated record. The transcript has 4 exons. Bases 1 to 282 code for a protein of 93 amino acids.